AGAACAUGCCCGGGUGACUCUCUCCCCGAUCUUCCUGGUGGCCUUCCUCGCCCUUCCCAGUGACACUAUGCAACCCCAGCGCGACCCGGGAGGCCUCGGGCUCCUGCUGCUGUCCUGGAGCCUGCUCCUCUUCGAGGCGGCCAGGGCCGGCCGGCCGGCGGUUAGCUGUCCUGCUGCCUGCCUGUGCGCCAGCAACAUCCUCAGCUGCUCCAAGCAGCAGCUGCCCAACGUGCCGCACUCCUUGCCCAGCUACACGGCGCUGCUCGACCUCAGCCACAACAACCUGAGCCGCCUGCGGGCCGAGUGGACCCCCACGCGCCUGAUCCACCUGCAGUCCCUGCUGCUGAGCCACAACCACCUGAACUUCAUCUCCUCCGAGGCCUUUUCCCCCGUACCCAACCUGCGCUACCUGGACCUUUCCUCCAACCAGCUGCGCACACUGGACGAGUUCCUGUUCAGUGAACUGCAGGCCCUGGAAGUCCUACUGCUCUACAACAACCACAUCGUGGCAGUGGACCGCUGCGCCUUCGACGACAUGGCCCAGCUGCAGAAACUCUACCUGAGCCAGAACCAGAUUUCCCGCUUCCCUCUGGAACUGGUCAAGGAAGGAGCCAAGCUCCCCAAACUCACCCUCCUGGAUCUCUCGUCCAACAAGCUCAAGAACUUACCGCUGCCCGACCUGCAGAAGCUGCCCGCGUGGAUCAAGAACGGGCUGUACCUCCAUAACAACCCCCUGCACUGCGACUGUGAGCUCUACCAGCUCUUCUCACACUGGCAGCACCGGCAGCUGAGCUCCGUGACGGACUUCCAGGAGGACCUGUAUUGCGUGAGCUCCAAGAAGCUGCUCAACGUCUUCAACCUGAGCUUCCUCAACUGCAGCGAGUACAAGGAGCGUGCCUGGGAAGCCCACCUGGGGGACACCUUGACCAUCAAGUGUGACACCAAGCAGCAGGGGAUGACCAAGGUGUGGGUGACGCCAAGCAAUGAGCGGGUGCUGGAUGAGCUGGCCAACGGCACGGUGACGGUGUCCAAGGACGGCAGUCUUCAUUUCCGGCAGGUGCGGGUUGAGGACGGGGGCGUGUAUACCUGCCACGCCACGGGGGACGCUUUCAACGAGACGCUGUCUGUGGAGUUGAAAGUGUAUAAUUUCACCCUGCACGGCCACCAUGACACCCUCAACACGGCCUACACCACCCUCGUGGGCUGCAUCCUCAGCGUGGUCCUGGUCCUCAUAUACCUGUACCUUACCCCUUGCCGAUGCUGGUGCCGGGGUGUCGAGAAACCGUCUAGCCAUCAAGGAGACAGCCUCAGCUCUUCCAUGCUUAGCACCACCCCCAACCACGAUCCUAUGGUUGGUGGGGACAAGGACGAUGGUUUUGACCGGCGGGUGGCCUUCCUGGAACCUGCUGGUCCUGGGCAGGGUCAAAACGGCAAGCUCAAGCCAGGCAACACCCUGCCAGUGCCCGAGGCAACCGGCAAGGGCCAGCGGAGGAUGUCGGAUCCGGAAUCGGUCAGCUCGGUCUUCUCUGAUACACCCAUUGUGGUGUGA
This is a messenger RNA of Neomonachus schauinslandi (Hawaiian monk seal), 1549 nucleotides long. It is a transcript of the gene AMIGO1, whose product is annotated as adhesion molecule with Ig like domain 1. Gene Ontology annotation, biological process: brain development. The coding region runs from base 68 to 1549 and encodes 493 amino acids. The transcript has a single exon. The record is from RefSeq and is a predicted model, not a curated record. Lineage: Eukaryota; Metazoa; Chordata; Mammalia; Carnivora; Phocidae. Gene Ontology annotation, molecular function: protein binding.